CGGUAUAUAACAGGGCCAGAUAAAGAAAAUAAAGAAAAUGUCUACACACUCCCGCUGGGUAAUCCUAGCCCUAGCAAGCGGCGCAUUCGCCGCCCUUAACGGCCUCUUCGCGAAACUGACAACCGAUACGCAAACAACCACCUUCUCGAAAUCUCUCCUCGCCUUCCUGAGUCUAACAGGCGAUCACCCGAUCCUGGAGAUGUUGGUUAGGGGUGUAUGAUUCUCUCCCGUCCCCUUCCGUCCCUUUAUCUAAGUAUUGGCCCCCUUGGGUUUCCGGGGUGGCGUUCAUUGUUUGACUGCUGCGUGUGUGUACUAAGUGUGGGAACAGGCUUGUCUGGGUCUAAAUGUCCUCUGUAAUGUGAUUAUGUGGGCUCUUUUUACGAGGGCCUUGACGGCUGCGCCGUCGACGGUGAAGGCGUCGAUUACGAAUACGGCAGCGAACUUCCUUGUUACGGCUAUGCUGGGCAUGUUGGUUUU
Aspergillus pseudonomiae is the source of this 477-nucleotide messenger RNA. RefSeq lists its product as uncharacterized. The coding region runs from base 38 to 220 and encodes 60 amino acids. The record is from RefSeq and is a predicted model, not a curated record. Lineage: Eukaryota; Fungi; Ascomycota; Eurotiomycetes; Eurotiales; Aspergillaceae. The transcript is spliced from 2 exons.